AUGUCCAACGCGGUCAACGCCGUCCAGAUCAUGGUGUUCCUCCUCAUCAUGCUCGUCUACGUGCCGUGCCAGCUCGGCUUCAUUCCCGAGUCGGUCGUUGUGCGCGAGUACCAGCUCUGCAUGUCUGGCACGAUCUGCCUCGCCCUCUGGAUCCUCUCUCUGCAGUACCUCGAGGUGCACCCGACCGCCGGGUACCUUCUUCCCAUGAUGCGCGGCCUCCUCCUCGACAGCGUCCGGUUCUCGAUCCUCUACGGCGUCUUUCAAGUCGGCUUGACGUGCGCGUACUACAUUCUGCUGCAAGGCAGCGACGGCUACGAGUCGGUCCUGCACACGUUCAUCACGGUGUACUUUGUGCUCUUUGGCCAGAUCCAGACCGGCCCGAUCGAUGACCUCGCGUCGACGUCGCCCGUGCUCUCGAUCUUCUCGAAGGGGCUUCUCAUGUUCCACAUGGCGAUCGCGAUCGUGCUCCUCCUCAACGUGCUCAUCGCCAUGAUGAACAACACGCUCGUCGAGGGCCUCGAGAAGGCCAAGCUCGAGGCGCUGGCCAGCUACGCCAACUGCAUCCUCCGCCUCGAACUCAGCCUCGACUCGCGCGAGCGCACCGAGAUGAUCUACGUCAUCAAGCCCAAGUUCCUCCUCGCCAAAGAGAAUGCAGUGCACCUCGAUCGGUCGCUGCAGACCGGGCGUGGCAAGAGCGACGAAGCCAAGCCGCUUUUGGCGCUCAAGAAACCCAAGAAGAUGGACGCACACGUGGGCAUUUUGAACCCGGCGUUCCACGAAGUUGUGCUCAAGUCGGACUACAAGACUGGCUACGAGCAGAAGGGGUCAGCGACCGAGGAUUUCCAGGUCGACAUGCGCGCGUCCAUCGCCGCGCUCAAGAAAGACCAAGCCGCACAGCUGCAGCAGGUCAAGAGCCAGCUCAGCGACAUGGCGCGCGUCCUGCAAGAGCUCCAGACAGCCUCGUCCGUCGAGUCCGGGUCGUCCUCGAUCCAAGACUAA
Molecule: messenger RNA, 999 nt
Organism: Saprolegnia parasitica CBS 223.65
Lineage: Eukaryota; Oomycota; Saprolegniomycetes; Saprolegniales; Saprolegniaceae
Exons: 4
Coding region: 1-999 (332 amino acids)
Biological process (GO): calcium ion import across plasma membrane
Cellular component (GO): membrane
Molecular function (GO): monoatomic ion channel activity
Source: RefSeq, a predicted model, not a curated record